AUGAGGGAGUUCUUUGCAUUUCGACUCCAAAUGAGAUCUACUGAAUCAAAUAUUUUGUUGAGUUCACGUAGGUUAUUCCAGCAGUUCUUAGUUGAUGCAUACACUAUGGUUGAGUUUGAGCGCCUUAGUUACAUACGUUUUAACCAACCUAAAUUGAGGGUUGAAAAGUACAACUUAUUACAUGAAUGCUUGGUCAGGAGUGAAGCUAAUGCUGUAUCAACCGGUCAAAGAGUAAUUCUUUCAAGCGGUUUUAUUGGUGGACCUAGAUACAUGUUCAAUAACUGCAAAGAUGCAUUUGCAAUUUGCAAGCAUUUUGGCUAUCCAAGUUUUUUUGUCACUAUGACAUGCAAUCCUGAGUGGGAUGAGAUAAAGCGUUUACUAAGAGGCGUUGUUGUUAUAAUUUUAGAUGUAUGUACUAUUGAAUUUCAGAAGAGAGGCCUUCCUCAUGCUCAUAUUCUUUUGUUCAUGCAUCCUCUUUCAAGGCUAAGGUCUCCUGAUGAUAUUGAUAAGUUGAUAUCAGCCCAAAUACCAGAUAAACAUAGAAGACCUAAAUUAUAUGCUGCUGUUGAGAAAUUCAUGGUUCAUGGUCCAUGUGGGAAGCAUAACGAGAAUAGCCCUUGCAUGGUAAAUGGAAUGUGCUCCAAAUAUUUUCCCAAAUCAUUUAGAGAACAUACUGUUAUUGAUGAAGCUGGGUUUCCGAAGUAUCGUAGGCCAGACAACGGACGCACCAUUAACAAAAAGAAUGCUAUUCUUUCUAACUCUUUUGUUGUCCCUUAUAACCCAACUUUGUUGUUAAGGUAUGGAUGUCACAUUAAUGUUGAACAUACUUGCCAGACUUCUGCAAUUAAAUAUUUAUUUAAGUAUGUUCACAAGGGCAAUAAUCGUGUAACAGCUUCAUUUUAUCAUACUUCAGAUAACGGUCAUGUUUCUCCUAUUGUAGAUGAGAUUAAAAACUAUUAUGAUUGUAGAUAUAUAUCAGCAUGUGAAGCUGCUUGGAGAUUAUAUGGCUAUGAUAUACAGGUAAAGGAGCAUGCGGUUAUCAGACUUCCAUUUCACUUACCAGAUGAAAAUCCUAUUGUUUUUAAGGAUUAUGAGAAUAUUCAAGAUGUCAUUAGCCGCGCUGACACGAAGUUAACAAAAUUGCAAUCAUGGUUUAUUGUUAAAAAGUUCUUUCCAUUCGCCAGGUCUUUGACCUAUUGUGAAUUUCCGCGUAAAUUUUGGAAGGAUGACAUCUCGAUGUGGAUUCUUAGAAAACAAGGUUUUUCUAUUGGUAGAUUGACCCAUGUACCUAGAGGCAAUGGUGAGAAUUAUUAUCUGAGACUUCUUCUAAACAUUCAAAAGGGUUGCACCAGCUUUGAAGACUUACAUACUGUUGAUGGUGUUGCACACUGUAGUUUCAAAGAAGCAUGUUAUGCAUUAGGUCUUCUACAAGAUGACAAAGAAUUCAUUGAUUCUAUUAUUGAAGCAAGUACAUGGGCUUCAGCUAACUAUGUUCGUGACCUUUUUGUCAUGCUUCUGAUAUCCAAUAACAUUGCUUGCCCUGAUUUUGUCUGCGAUAGAUGCUAUAAAGAAUUGUCUGAGGAUAUCUUAUUUGAACAAAGAAGGAUUCAUCAUUUGGAAGAUCUUCAAUUGUCUGAUGAGCAGAUCAUGAAUUUGACACUUGCAAAGCUUGAGGACAGAAUGCAAAGUAAUGGAAGGUCUCUUAAAGAGUUUGAGUGUAUGCCUUACCCGUUAUUAGAUGAUGUAAAUGUUUUAGAGGAUCGGUUAGUAUUGGAUGAACUUAAUUUUGAUCGUUCUUUACUUACUCAACAAUAUAUACAGUCACUAAACACCAUGACAGAUGAACAACACACUGCAUUUGACAUUAUCAUUGAUUCUGUAAAUAAUGAUUGUGGCGGGUUUUUCUUUUUAUAUGGUUAUGGAGGAACUGGGAAGACAUUUAUAUGGAGGACUCUUUCUGCUUAUUUAAGAAGUAGUGGGAACAUUGUUCUUAAUGUUGCUUCAAGUGGCAUUGCUUCUUUAUUACUUCCUAAUGGUCAUACUGCUCACUCAAGAUUCAAGAUACCAUUAAGCAUAAAUGAGGAUUCUGUUUGCAACAUAAAGCAAGGCACUCCUCUUUCUAAGCUGAUAUGUAAGGCAAAACUUAUUAUAUGGGAUGAGGCUCCAAUGUUAAGCAAGUAUUGUUAUGAAGCUCUUGACAAAUCUUUGAAGGAUAUCCUUAGAUUUGAACCAUCAUUUAAUACAGACCUUCCCUUUGGCGGCAAAGUUGUUGUACUUGGUGGAGACUUCAGGCAGAUUCUUCCAGUAAUACCAAUGGGCUCGCGUCAAGACAUAGUGCAAGCAUCCAUUAGUUCUUCUUAUCUAUGGCAAUUUUUCACAAUCUUAAAGCUUUCAAAGAACAUGAGGCUUACUGCUGGAGGUACUAUUGAAGUUGAUAAUGAUCUCAAAGAGUUUGCACAAUGGUUAAUUCAAAUUGGUGAUGGGUUGGCAGGUGAUUCAACAGAUGGUGAGUCUGAGGUAGUCAUCCCUAAAGACAUUCUAAUUAAUGAUACUGAUGAUGGGUUUCAGAAUUUGGUUACAUUUGUCUAUGCGGAUUUAUUGUUGAACUUGCAUAACAUUGAUUACUUCAAGGAGCGCACAAUUCUAGCACCUACGCUCGAAGUUGUGCAUGAUGUCAACAAUACAAUAAUGAAAUACAUUAAUGCUGAUGAAAAAGUGUAUCUUAGUUCGGACUCAUUGUGUGCUGAAGAGGGCAACAUGGAAUAUGAGAUGGAUGCUAUCACAACUGAUGUGUUGAAUUCGAUAAAUUGCUCAGGCUUGCCUAGCCACCAGUUGAAACUCAAAGUUGGUGUACCUGUUGUGCUAUUGAGGAAUAUAGACCAAAGUGACAAGUGUGGCGAAAUAGUUCUGAUUCCAUGGAUGAAUAUGGUGCCUAACAAUGAAACACUUCCAUUCAGGAAUGAUUUUCAGUUUUUCAUUUAUGCUGAAAAAUUUGUAUAUGUUAAUUUAAUUCGAUUAAAGGCAGACAUUAGGAUAUUUAAGUAUAAUUUUGUUUGA
Molecule: messenger RNA, 3057 nt
Organism: Arachis stenosperma
Lineage: Eukaryota; Viridiplantae; Streptophyta; Magnoliopsida; Fabales; Fabaceae
Exons: 5
Coding region: 1-3057 (1018 amino acids)
Biological process (GO): telomere maintenance; DNA repair
Molecular function (GO): DNA helicase activity
Source: RefSeq, a predicted model, not a curated record